Messenger RNA from Chara braunii, 3834 nucleotides. The record is from the annotation of a GenBank genome assembly. Lineage: Eukaryota; Viridiplantae; Streptophyta; Charophyceae; Charales; Characeae.
UGUGGUUUUUGCUAUGACCGUUUUUUUGUUAUCAGUUGAGAGUGCGAAAUGAUGAGAAAAGGUGUUCCUGGUGGUGGUAGAAAUAUGUGCUUACCAGUGCGUGUUCGUGGUUUGGUUUCUCCGGCCACGUCAGCAUUGUGCCACAUCAGCAGCGUGCCACGAGAGCAGAAUGCCACAUCAGCAGCGUGCCACCUCACCGUGCCACGACAACAGAUUGCCAAAUCGUCAGUGUGCCACCUCAGCAGUGCCACCUCAGCAGUGACACGUCAGCAGCAACGAAGCCAGGACUACGUGAUGCGCCGCACUCAACGGCUUGCUGAGCGCGGAUCCGCAGGAACCAAGCCCCAACAAGGACCCAAGACACCUCGGAUCCCGCGCAGACGACGCACGACCAUGGCCGAAACUGCCGACGUCAGUACGCAGGCCAGCCCCAAGCGGCCGGUCACUCCCCCCAUGCCAGUCCGGCAGGCAGAUGAAUCACAACUCGUGUUUCUCGAACGUCUCCAACAUUACACGGAGACUGCUGCAGCCGAACUUCGCAAAUGGGAAAAGGAGGAGGUCCCCCGCCAGCAGGCAAUUCAGCGCCAGCUGGAAGAGGCCGAAGCAUCACGUCAGCAGGCCGCAGCCGAAGCAGCAGCAGCCGCACGGUUGCAGCAGCAGCAGGUCGAGGCAAUGGCAGACUGCAGCCCAGCUUUGGCUGCCCAAGCCAAGCAACUCGAGGAGCGGAUCAACCACGUGGUAGCAUCCCUUGGCGACAUCAGCAAGUUUGCUGAAGCAUCGACAGUUAGCAAUCAGCUGCAGACGCUCAGCGACCGUGUUCAGCAACGAACGGCCGCCGUCCUCAAGGAAUGGAAGAUGCCGAACUUCAAGAUUGAGAAGUUCGACGAUUACCACAAGACCGAUCCGCUUCAGUGGUGGAUGGCAUUCAACGUGGAGACAGGCGUACAUCACGUCCUACCCGAACGGCGGCUUGACGCACUCUACCUCCAACUCAUUGGCGGGGCGCAAGCUUUCAUGAUUCACAUGACCGUCACGUUGGAGUGCACCAUUGCCACCCUCCACACCAAGGUCACGUGGGAGGAAUUCGAGAAGAAGUGGAAGACCCGGUUCAUGGUCAACAACGACAAACGUCAAGCCUUAAACAAGAUCUUCCGCAUCUUUCAAAGCCAACAACCAUCACGGGAAUGGCUGACGGAGUGGCGAAGUCUCGUCGCCACCCCGGAGUUAAACUUGUCGUUCGACGCAAUCCGGGCUGAGUUCUUCGCCCGAUCUUGCGACGGUUUGAUAGCUGCCCUUGGCAGCGAAUUUCAGUAUGAGACCUUUGACGCAAUGAUCUCAAAGGCAAGAGAACUCUGCAUGCCUCGACAAGGACAAAGAAAAUGUCAAGCGUCCAAGCUCGAGAAACUGAGCACCACGAGAAGUGCAGCGACAUCAGUUCCCAAUCCGCCGGACUCGGCUGCCUUGCUAGCAGUCUCUCUCACGUUCGGGGAUGACGCGGUCGUUGCAAGUUCUCGGAUUGACUUCGAGAACUAUGCUGUCGAGAUGGUCCCACCGUUGAACCAGCCUCUCCUCGUGCAAGAUCAAAGCGCAUGCGCGGUGUUUUCGCCGUCGGCCAACGAACCGGUGACUUCGCCAACCCUUCUAUCGGAGGAUCCGUCAACUUGGGCGAGCCUUAAGGUACUCGACCCGUUGACGGUUGAGGACUUCCAAUGGUUGCCUCUUCCCUCCACCGGUUCUUUGCCAACACCGCAUUGCAACGCCCUCAUGGCACAACUGCACGAAUACUUGCACGCUGCAAUACCACCUUCGUCGACGGACGGCGGAGUAGCAGUUGUUGACCUUCGUAGCUAUGUUGCGAAGAUCGAUCGCGAGCACGCAACACAACGUCCCGUGUACGGUUUCGCUUCCUCAUCCUUCGAUUGGUUGUCACGGGGUUUCGCGGCAAGAAUUCGCCAAUCCAUCAGCCGGCACGACAACGAGGAGAUGGGCAUUUGUUUUCUUCACGCCCGCCCACCCAUUGACCAGCUCAAGACGGAUACAUCGGAACCACGUAUCAUGGAGCUGUUGGACAACUAUGAGGAUGUCUUCCAAGCUCCCGCCGGAGUUGUACUGAAUCGGCCCAUACGCCACGGGAUCACUCUCGAGGACGACACCGUACCUCCGCGCGGAUGUAUUUACCGCAUGAGCGAAGAGGAGCUUCAAGUGCUUCGGGCACAACUAGACGACCUCUUGGCCAAGGGCUGGAUUCGCCCUAGCCGUUCGCCAUACGGUGCUCCCGUUCUCUUUGUUUGGAAGAAGAACAAGGACCUUCGUUUGUGCAUCGACUAUCGAAAACUUAACGCACAAACGAUUAAGAAGACCGACCCUCUCCCUCGGAUCGAUGAUCUUCUCGAGCGACUAGGUGGCGCCAAGUACUUCUCAAAGCUUGACCUCAAAUCCGGCUAUCACCAGAUCAAGAUCCAGCCAAGAGAUCGGUACAAGACCACAUUCAAAAUGCGGCAUGGGCACUUUGAGUGGAUUGUCAUGCCUUUCGGUCUCACCAAUGCCCCGGCUACUUUCCGAGUGGCUAUGACAAUGGAAUUUCGCGACCUGCUCGACCGCACUGUACUUAUCUACCUUGACGAUAUCUUCAUUUAUAGCCGGUCGCUGGACGAGCACCUCGAGCACCUUCACGCCGUUUUGGAGCGGCUCCGUAUCGCCAAGUACAAGGCAAACUGCGACAAGUUCGAGUUUGCCCAGCAAGAGCUGGAAGUGCCACGAGGUGGCCCCAAGGGUCCCAAUGAAUUGCACGGAAAGAGACUAAAAGAGAAAGGCAGAAUAAGCAAAACGGGUUGGCGGAAGAGGUGGGAGAAGAUUGAUAGGAGCGGCAGAGGAGGCAGAAGCAAUGGAGGUGGAGGGAUUCUGGAGGAGCAGGAGGUGGAAGCUGGCUCACGGAAUCGUCCCGAAGCCAACGGACAAGCCGAACAAAUGAACAGAGUUGUACAGCACUUGCUGAGGCAUUACAUCAAGCCUACCCAAGAUGAUUGGGAUGAGCAGUUGCCUCUCAUCGCCAGCCUGUACAACUAUGCUAUCCAUAGCAGUACCGGCGUUAUUCCUAAUCAGCUGCACUUGGGAUGGAAGCCUAGAUCAGCACUAGACUUCCUCCUACCUGAAAACCGACCCGCUGCAACUCCAGGCACACUAGAGUAUGGUGUGCAGUAUGAGAAGUUGCUGCAAGAGGCUGUCGAGCAUAUGAAGAAAGCUCAGCAAGCAAUGAUUGCUUAUGAGAAUCAACAUCGUAGACAGUCCACAUUUCAGGUAGGGGAACGAGUCUGGGUCAAGGCUAGUGAGUUAGGACAGGAGUUCGGAAUCUCUCGCAAACUAAUGCCUCAGUACUUUGGUCCUUGGGAAGUCCUGGAUGUAGUGGGAGAUGAGAUGGAUGGUCCCACAUAUGUCAUUCGUGUCCCUGGACACCUACGCACUCACCCAGUCUUUCAUGCCUCAAAGCUUGCACCUUUCGCUGAGACUGAUCAAUUCCCUUCCAGGAGAUCGAUGCUGCCCCCAACCAUGGAUGGACAAGUGGACAUCGACGACAUUGUGGAUCACAGGGAUAUGCCUGUUCCGAAGCCGCUGGGUCGAGGAAGACCUCCUAAACCCAAGAGAGAGUACUGCGUCAGAUUCAGGCAUCAUACGGAUCCGAAAGAAGAUCGAUGGUUUACCAGGGAGGAACUGAUUGAGACAGCUCCUGUGGCAUACUGCGUAGCCACACGGGCCCUGCAGGGCCCAUCCCGGACAUUCAGCCUAAAAGCCUAAAACUUAGAGCUUACAGGCCCCGGUCGUUUCAGCCUGAAAGCU